UUAAAGCAAAUUUUGCUGCUAUGCGAAGAUACUUUGCUAGCACAAAAUUAUAAUAAGCCAAAACAGAAUCGCUGGAAAACUGAUAUCGAUGAUAACUCAACACCACCAGCUGGGGCUCCUAGCUGGUGUAUUUUAUGCAACUACAUUCCUGCUGUUUCACUUGGUCCCGUUAUAAAUUUUCCUGGUGCUGGUGAUGACUCUGAUAAUUAUUUAGAGUCUGGUACUGUUGCCUCCAAUACACAUUUUGUAUCUGGUUCUGCUCUGUCUGGCUCUGCUCCUGAUACAUAUUCUAGUUUUGCUCCCGAUACAUAUUCUGGAUCUGGAUCUAGUGCUGUUGCUCCCGAUACUAAUUCUGCCCCCAAUACUAAUCGAUAUGCUGCUCCCGAUGCUAAUCAUUAUUCUGCUCCCGAUAUUAACUACUAUGCUGCUCCCAAUGCUAAUC
Messenger RNA from Dentiscutata heterogama, 442 nucleotides. NCBI's taxonomy places the organism in Eukaryota, Fungi, Glomeromycota, Glomeromycetes, Diversisporales, Gigasporaceae. The record is from the annotation of a GenBank genome assembly.